UGUCCUGGGGAGGUAGCGGCCCUGCUCACCUACCUUGGCUCUUCUCCUGUCUCUGACUGACUGGGGAAUGUACUGAGGGGCACUCACACCUGUGGGAAGUUUGUGCAAACCAAUUUCAUUAAGGUACAGGUCAGUUCCGUUACAUAUUAAAAAAAAAAAAUCUAGCCUUUGCUAUGGAGAUGCAGCUCCUUCCUGGGGGGCCCAGGGUGGCUCUAGUCAGCUUCCACAGCGGACUGGGAAAGGUCUGGGAAUGGUCAGACAGUAAAGCUAAUGUAGGCAGGGAUGUCAGGUCAAUUGCUAUGGGAGGACUUCAGCUCUGGGCAUGGGGGUGGGGGAUGGAGAGAGGCCGGUGGGGCAGAACAUAGAGUGCGCUAUAGUGGGCACAUCUGGAAUGUGUGUUUGCAUGGCGCACGGAACCUGGAAAGAGACAACCCUUUUGGCUUGACUGCAGCAGAGCGAGGAGGGAACCUAGACGGCGUUAGUGGGUGGGGACUGAGGAAGAGCCUUUGGAAACUCGGGCAAUGGGCUGACCACCUCUGCACAAGGUGGGCUUUGUACUUAGGCUGGAUUAGUGUGAUGCCCUUGCCACGCGUCCCUGUGAGCCAGGGCGAGGACAGCCGCUAGCUGGAGGCCUUGCCAAGCGUGUUCAGCUCACUCGCUAAGACCUCCAUGAAGAUCACCCAGUGGGACUCUGCAGUGGACACUCUGCGGUGGCGCUCAGCAGACCCAAACCAUGACCUCGAAGGGGAAGCUGGCCUCAUCACCUUCUAGCAGACACAUGUGAACACAGCUGUACGCUGAUGGCUCACUGGGCCACCGGAGACAGACAUCCUUCCGAAAGAGUGACGUGACAGGAAGCUGAGACGCGAAGCCCUGGGCCCUUCUGGGAAGCUGCUUAGAUCGAGCACUCCUAUCCCCUCCUCUGGAGCUCAGCCGUUUGGCUCUGGCUGGCCAGAGACUGGUCCAUACCCAGCUCGGGCAGGGUGGCAUGAAGCAGCUGGCAGAAAGAACCAGGAAGACCUGCAGCUGGAGGACGGACCGGCAGGGAGGUGCCAUGGAGGGCAGGCUGCAGAGAGAACCCAUCAGGAUUUCCUGCCCGAUGCCUUUGCCACUGCAGCACAGACCAGACUGUUGUGCCACCUGCCCCCCCCCCCAAUGCCACCACUGCUGGGGUACCCAACAUUGCAGAGCAAGAACAGAAAUAGAUCAUCUGACCUCCCUCCCCCCCAACUAUAGUAUGAAGGCUGUGCGCAUCCUCACAGAACCACAGAAACUGAACCAAGACUACAGAUAGGAUCAAGAGUACGGAAAGCCAGAAAAUGGAGACCGCCUCUCCUGGUGACCUCAGCUCCACCAUUCCCAACAGGCAGGCAGUCAGGCACAGGAUGGCUCAACCUCUUGCUUGUCAUCUCAGGUGACACCUCAGGCUUGUCAUCUUUGGAGGAAACUCUUGGAUCGCUCGCUCUAGCCCUGCUACUGGAUGGCGAGGGCCUCAGGCGGCACAUGGCACCGGGUGGCAGGGACAGUCAGCUCCAGUGCUCAGGGCCAGUACCACCAGCCCUGACUUCAGGGGGAGCCUGCUUCUCAGCAGUCCCCAAGCUCAGCCUUGUGGGAAAGAUGCCUCGCGCAGCCAUACCGAAGCCAUGUGGUAGAUAACUAGCAAAUGCGGAGCCUCCAGGUCUGGGCCUCACCAUCUCUGGGGUCUCCCUCUGCUCUGCAUCUCCAGUGCUCAUGGAAGACCCUGGGAACACUCAGGCCUUAUUAAACAAUCACAGAGUCCCUACACGUAACACGCUGCCGGGGAAGGAAGUGUGCUAGGUUUCCCAGAAAGAAGGCCAAGGGGGCGUGCUGGGAGGUCCAGCGCCUUGGUCUGAUAUCACGGGAGAUUCUGCUUCUGCUUCUUAUCCGCAGGCCCAUAGAGCAACCACUCUGCAGGAAGCCGUGUGAGGCCAGGCAGGUCUGCCCAGCUAGGCCACUGGUCACUGGACUAGAGUGCCAGUCUGGCCCAUUGCACACGGGGACCAGGAGGAAUGCUGGAGCUCCUAGAGACCAGUGUCUGUGUGCGCAUGCGCAUGUGCACGUGCAGACACAGCUUUUGUUGGUGUGUGCCCAUAUGUGUACCUGUUUGUAAAGAUGUGUCUAGGUAUACAUCUAUGUAUACAUACAUGUGAUAUAUGUUUGCCUGUUCAUGUGCCGGGUGUGCAUACAUCUAGAUGUCAGGGUGUGCCUGGUAUGUGCAUGUUUUUGUUUCUGUGUAUCCAGAUGCAUAUGCACACUUGUGUGUUGGUUGUGCCUGGUGAUACACACAUGUGCAUACAUGUCUACAUGUUCAUGUGCCUGGUAUGUAUACACAUGCAUACACAUCUACAUGAGACAAAUGGCACAUGCACCUUAUCUGGAAGAUUUGAGAAAAACAAAUAAGAGACUGCUUUUAUACUUAAAGAAGGAAAUUUUUCUCAGUUCCUAAAAAACAUAUAGAAACAGCCAGCCUUGGGAGCAAAGGGACAAACAAGGACAGUCAGGCAGGCCCCUGCUGCCCAUUGUGACAGUCUGUGAGUCCUGUACUGCCUUUCCAGAUCUCCGGGCUGGGGGUCAGAGGUUGGUGGCCCCUUGUUGGCCCUGCGUACUACUGUGAUGUCAGUCCAAGCUCCCCUCCAGGUUAUGCCUCUGUGCAGAGUUGGCCAGGGGCCGGAGCAGAACCUCAGGCCGUGUGUGUGAAACAGACAGGAUGACUCACAACAGCUCUGCCCCAGUCUGCAGGGCAGGAGCUUGGAAUGGAAACAUUUACAGAGCUGAGGCCAGAGGCGCUAGAAUGGCUGAGUCUGGCCAAAAGGAGCAGACAGCUGGAGAAUGGAGCCGGAUGGGGCCUGCAGGGUGGAGCACAGUGGGUCGGACACCGGAAGCAUCUCUCGGGGCAACUCUGCUUUUCUGUGCACCAGCUCUGGCUGGUUCGUCGAUCCACUGUCCCCUUCUGAUGCCUCACACACCGUGUUCGCAGGCCUCCCACUCCCUGGGCUGGCAGUGUGUGGAGCAGCCCAGCAAGCCUCUCGUCCCUCCAGACUCAGUCUGAGACUGAUGCAGCUGUGGAAGCCAUGGGGAGCCAGGAAACCCUCCGAGAAUGCCGAGGCCACUCACACAUUACACACGGCCACCCACGCCACCGGCACCACGCAACAGAAUCUCACACAUUGAUGCGAUUUCGGCGAUGUUGAAAAAAAAUUUACGAGCCCUUGCUGGACAGAUCUGUAAAAUAAGUGUGUCUUGGAAGGAUCUGUCUGUAAGAGCAUUGCGCCCCUGUGGGAAGGGCUUGGUAAGCUCUCUCGUGGCCUUUAGAAAAUGCCCUGGGCUGUGCUCACUCUCCUCCCCACCUAAGCAGUGCUGGGUGAGGGGCCCAUUCCAGGAACCACUCUGAAGGGUUAUUUACAGAGUGGUGACCAAGAGCCACUGUAGGAACACAGCCUUCUCAGACACUAGCCUUGGGGAACUCCCAAGGGACAGAGCUGACCUUGGCGGCCCUUCUGCAGGGUGGGGAGGCCACAGGUUCUCAGCCUGCAAUGCAUCCAUGGAGUGUCUGUCACUCCUCUGUGGUGGUGUGGGUUUUUUUAAGAAGUCGUGUUGGGUUGUGGUCAGAGAGUCGGAUGGUCCAGCCACCCCAGAAAACUAGUGACCUCAGGUGACUCUGGAGCUAGCCAUGCCACUCUCAGAUAUGUGCCCCCCAAAAAUGAAAGAGCCGAGCGCUGUCUAUCACUGUGUGCACUUCUUAGUGACGAGAAAGCACUUGCGGUACAGGCAGGGACCAUGAGGGCACUCAGUGCCGUGGAAGUAGGCGCCUUCUGUGCACAAUAAAGCAAGACCUGCGGAUUCCAGAGACCUACCAUGUGCCUCUCUAGACAUGUCAAAGGUGCAGAAGACAAAGCAGAUACACAGCUGCCAGGGCUGGGGACCGAGGGCGGCCAGCGAGGAAGCUGUGUCAAGGGCUGGGACCGGAGUCAAGGUGGUGCCUGUCAGGAAGAGUAUGUCUCUCUACAGAUUCUUUAAAAUGGACUUGGGGAAGAGCUUCGAGCUCUCAGCCAGUUCACUAGGCUCAGGUCUCAGUGGUACUAACUCCCAGGCUGACGCAGGCAGAGCGACUCGGGCUGUCCUACUGCGCAUAGGAACUGAGAUGCAUGCGCACUGUCAGACAUACUCCAGAGGACUAGUGUGUCGCGUUACUCAAUGGGAGAGCACUGGGAGGCAAGCUCAGGCUGGCUUCCCCGUGCAGCCCUGCGCCUCUCUCCCCAUCUCUUCAUCCUGUGGAGGAAGGGGGAGUUGAGGAACUGCCCAGGCUACAGAGAAACCCAGGACACAGGGUGCCAGGAGAAGGCUGGGUAGUGAUGAGCAGACAGCAGAAGGCUUGGCAGUAGAGGGCUUCAGUGGUUUUGUCAGGUAGAACAUGUUGGUAAAGGGGCCAGGUGUCCCUGGGCUCCCAAGAAGGACUGGCCCUCUGAACCUCAACAAAGACAGGACGGUCAAUGGUAGUAGGGCAUUAAGGUGUGCCAGGGUGUGCUGUGCACAGAAAGCUCUUGGCUGACCCUUCCCUGGCUAGCCUCUGUAGGCCAGGAGACAAGUGCAUCUAGUCUGUAUGGGUUCCCACCUACUCUUAAGGACAAAGGCACAGGAGGGCGCUCUGGGGAAACCCUCGACUUGUGCAGGCUGGGCCCAGGGAGCAGAGCCCCCAGCGUGGCUGUGCAGCACCAGCGUCCGCCCCUCAGGAGUCAGUCCUUUGCUCUCACAUUCCCGGCUCAGAUGGGGCACUGGUACCCAUAGUCAGAAUACCGAAUUGGAGAACUGCGGUAAGGAAAGCCCUGUGUGGGUCCAGAUGGUGCUAGAAGCACUUGGGACCCGAGCAAGGCCCCUCCACCCUGGGUGGCAGCCUGCAGCCCUUUCCCCUAUGGACGAAAUCACACAGUCUGUGGUGAGGCACAAGCUCAGACACUAUCCUGCUCCACCGCCGGGGAACCAGGGGCAGAGCUUACAGCUGCAAGCCAGAAAGACCCUUGGUGACAAAUGUCCACAGACACAGUACUCAGCAGCACACCACAUACAUGAGGCGUGGAGUGGCUGCGGAGACAUAUCAGAUGUCUGCUCAGCAGCUCUGCUUCCUGACCGUGGUCAGAGAUCACAAGAUGACUUCCCAUUCCACCUGACAAGACAGACUUGAAAUUGCUUCCUCCCGGGCCAGCCAUGACUCUUCAUUUCCACGCCGCCGGCUCCUUAAGCACGGGCAGCUGGAAGCCAUCACAGCCACUGCUGUGUCUUUUCAGACUGAAAGAGACAGAUAGGACGAGGAGCCCGCAGGCCCAUGGGGAGUAGCAAGCCUGGCUGGCUGGCAGCGGUGGUGGCACCGUAAACAUCUGAGCGUACCUCAGAUUCAUCAGAGUCAACCUUCCUGCUACUUGGGACACCCAGAGAGGACUGUCCUCUGGGUCUGAAGAUUGGCAGGAUGAACAGGAUGGCAAGGUCUGAGAGCUCUCCUGAAGAUGGACCAUCGCAACAUGUCCUGGGUCCGCUACCCGAGCCACGUGUCCCCAGCUGUGGAGGACAUCAUUGCAGCACAGAGCAUCAUUGCUAGGUGCACACAUGUGUACGUAGCAGUGUGUGUCCCUCUGAGCCUAGUGACGGGGCUCUUCAGUCUGGGCGUGUUUAUCCGGGACCGUGCUAAGCUGGGGGUGCUGGACAGGUUCCUCGCGGGCCUCACAGCCACUGGCAUCUUGGUGACUCUCCUGUCCCUCAAUGCAGCUGGCCGACCCGACUACAUGUCCACAACAAACCUGGGCUGCGGAGCACUCUCAUUCUUCUCCAAUGUCUGCUACUUCCUGGCCCAGUACCUGCAGGGAGGCACGCUUCUCCUGUCCUUUCUGCCGGGAUCUCCCUGCUGCCAGCUCUUGGCACGGCCCAUGGCAAGCCUAGCGGCCAUUGGGGGCUGUGCUGUCUGUAGUUCCCUCAUCGUGGUGUCCCUGCUGGGCACAUCUGGGGAGCUACACACUGCCACCAUGUGCCAGGCAGAUCCGCUGACUGCAUGGCCCGAAUACGAGAUUGUCAAGUUCGGCCUGGGCUUUGCCCUUGCCCUGAGCCUCCAGAUGGUUCUCUUCCUCCUGUAUGCUACACAGCCGGCCUGGCGGGUGACUCCUGCUCAAAGGGACACAGCCUCUGGACGCUGGGUGGUACUGGUCGUGGCUCUCAACAUGCUCGCCUGUAGACUCUUCUUCAGUGCGGUCCUCCUGCAUCGGGCCCAGCUGAAGCUACGGAAGGAUGUGGGCUCCCCCAGAGACGAGCUACUCAUGAACCUCGCAGAGCUGGCCCUGUCUGGAGAGAGCUGUAUCAACGUGGUGGCCAUCCUCCUCCUCCACACACCGUGCAGGCUCAGGCUGCUUGGCCUCCUUGAGCGCCUCACUCAGAGAUGCAGGCGGGGGCUGGACAACAGCAUGUCCUUGAACAGAGUCGGGGGCUAGACAGGGCCUGCCUGCGGCACGGGCCACACCCUUCGCUAGUGUUCAGGGAAGACUACCUUCCUGGGAAGCUUGAGCAGGGUUCAUAUGUUUUAGACGGUUAGCUUGCCUGUAGUCACCUCAACCUAUGUAAAACAAGACAGUCUCUCUUCCCACACCAUCAGUCACACCUUGAGGGACACAGUGACAUGAAUAUAGAGGACUGUGACCAAAGACCAUGGGUCUGCUGGAGGGUAUCCUGACCAUGAUGGCCACGUGUGACCCCACCUUGCCUGUGGUCGCCACCCUCAACCCAACAGUCCAGGCCAGUGACACAGGAAAGGUAUUAUGGAAAUAAGCACGGUUCUCACCUAACAUCUUUGUUUCCUGAGACUGGAUCUCACCGCCACCUUGGAUGAUCUUGACUCUAAUCUUCCUGUCCCGUCCCUGAUGCCGGGGCUCCAGGCCCACGUCACAGCACCUGGCUGCUCACAUUCUGUGACAACUGCCAGAAAAUUUGGGCAAGAGAAGUCCCGCCAGAACCCUCCUUUAGGUUUGUCUUUGAAAAAUCUGCCAUCGCCAUGGCUGGAGAGACGGCUCAGCAGUCCAGAGUGCGUGGUGCUCUUGCAGAGGCCCCGUGAUCAGAUCCUAGCAUCCACAUUAGGUGGCUAACAACUGCCUAUAACUUCAACUCCAGGAUGAUCCAAUAGGCACCUGGACUCAUAUGCAUAUACCACUCCCCUCUCUCUCAGACAUACAGAGUUUAAAGGAAUACAAAUAAAUCUUUUUAAAAAUCUGUCAUAA
Molecule: messenger RNA, 7271 nt
Organism: Apodemus sylvaticus (European woodmouse)
Lineage: Eukaryota; Metazoa; Chordata; Mammalia; Rodentia; Muridae
Exons: 2
Coding region: 5520-6491 (323 amino acids)
Source: RefSeq, a predicted model, not a curated record